This is a messenger RNA of Sinocyclocheilus rhinocerous, 2193 nucleotides long. Its product is annotated as ras GTPase-activating protein-binding protein 2-like. Gene Ontology annotation, cellular component: cytosol; ribonucleoprotein complex. The coding region runs from base 185 to 1612 and encodes 475 amino acids. The record is from RefSeq and is a predicted model, not a curated record. The transcript is spliced from 13 exons. NCBI's taxonomy places the organism in Eukaryota, Metazoa, Chordata, Actinopteri, Cypriniformes, Cyprinidae. Gene Ontology annotation, molecular function: mRNA binding.
CGGGGCUUCCUGUCCCAGAUCGCAGGGGUGAGACAAUAAAGAUCCGAGCAGCAGCAUUUCCAUUAAUAACAGCAUAGCUGGACUUUAUCUGUGAUCUCACUGACACGCACAGCAGUUAGACUUAUUUAUCAAAUCCUUAAAUCAAAUAGAUCCCAGAAAAAGAUUGGGACUUCUGAGCACAGAAAUGGUGAUGGAGAAGCCCAGUCCCCUGCUGGUAGGGCGGGAGUUUGUGAGACAGUAUUACACGCUUCUCAAUAAAGCACCAGACUUUCUGCACAGAUUUUAUGGACGGAACUCAUCCUAUGUCCAUGGUGGACUGGAUGCCAAUGGAAAGCUUUCAGAGGCAGUCUAUGGGCAGGCUGAGAUCCAUCAGAAGGUGCUGUCCCUGCAGUUCAGUGAGUGCCACACAAAGAUUCGGCACGUGGAUGCACACGCCUCUCUGAGCGAUGCUGUGGUGGUGCAAGUCAUGGGAGAACUGUCCAACAACGGCCAGCCCAUGAGGAGGUUCCUACAGACGUUUGUUCUGGCUCCAGAGGGUUCUGUGGCAAAUAAGUUUUACGUUCACAAUGAUAUCUUCCGAUAUGAGGAUGAGGUCUUCGGUGACUCCGAGGCGGAGCUGGAUGAAGACUAUAACUGGAGAGGAUUCCUGUUCCAGUAUGGUACUGUUGACUGUAACAAUGGUGUGGAAGAAGCUCACGAGGAAGCGGCUCUGGAGCUAGAGCCCGAGGCCGCCGAGGAGCCCAAGAUCGAGGAGCCGAAGCUCAAGGCAGAGGAGAAGAUGGUAGAGGAGUUUGAGGAGAAAGCACCAUCUCCUGAUCCUAUGGAAUCACCACCUAACAUACAGGAACCACCCAAAACUUCGUCUUGGGCUUCAGUGACCAGCAAAAACUUGCCUCUCGCUGGGACUGUUCCGUCCUCUGGAGCUCAACCACAUGUUAUUAAAGCACCAAACUCACAGCCCAGAGUUGAGGCCAAGUCAGAGCUGUCAUCAGCGUCAAUCCGUCCACGUGACCAGCGCAUCCGAGACAGACCCUCAGUGACCUCCAGAGGGCCGAGAUCUGAUGGCGUCUCAUCUUCUGACUCUCAGACGGGAAAGCCACAUUUCAGCUUCGUAAAUAAAGGAAGGGCUGAUGAUUCGGGUGAAGUGGACGGCAGAAGGGUGCUCCGGUAUCCAGACAGUCAUCAGCUGUUUGUUGGCAAUCUCCCUCAUGACAUCGAUGAGAGUGAGCUCAAAGACUUCUUCAUGAGCUUUGGAAAUGUGGUCGAGCUGCGAAUCAACACCAAAGGCACUGGAGGAAAGAUUCCCAACUUUGGCUUCGUUGUCUUCGAUGAUUCUGAGCCGGUGCAGAGAAUUUUAGGCGUUAAACCCAUCAUGUUCCGUGGCGAGGUGCGUCUGAACGUGGAGGAGAAGAAGACGCGUGCGAUGCGCGAGCGGGAAACCCGUAGUGGAGCAGAAGACCGGCGGGACGCCAGGCGCGGUGACCGGGCUCUGGGGGGGCCCCGUGGCUUCAUGAUGCGCGAGCGGGAAGCCAGGGGCCCCCCGUCACGUGCCGUGGCCCCUGGGAGGAGCACGGGUUCCAGUGAGGGCCGCUUCACCGCUCCGAGGCGUUGAGAGGAGCUCCCUUCAUUCAUCUCCAUACUGAGAAGUCUAUGUGAAUGCAUACUUGAGUUUUCUGCGUUUUUACUCCUUGUGUUGUACACUUGCAUUUUUGCCUUUGGAACGAGAAACAGAUCAACAACUUGAACAACCUCAUGAUUCAAAACACACUGUUCACUUUCAGUUGGAGUUAGGCAACCCUAGACCCUAACGGUUGCACACUUUGUAGGGAAACGAGUCUGUAGAAGUACCCUUCUUUUCGUGUUAGAUUACCUUCCAGUUGCUAUUGGUGUCAAAUGUGCAGACUGACGGGUCGAAGGCCUUUUUGAAAAGUAUUUUUGGUUUGUUUUUCAGGCUGUUAUUUAGGUUGUUUCUCUUUUCGGCUUAUGAAUAAGCAAAAGGUUUUCUUUUUUAAUGUACAGAUUUGACAGCGUUUCCUUUGUCUUCUGGGUCUGCCUGAAUGAGGGAACGGAGCACUUAUAGAAGCGUUUGUAAAGUGGAAAGAUAUCAAGAUUUUUGUGUCAAGGCAUUUUUUUUUUAUUUAUGCUGAAUGUUUUUCUUAAGGCAGAGCCACUUUAUUAAAUUUUAAUUCUCAA